Carcharodon carcharias (great white shark) is the source of this 1179-nucleotide messenger RNA. Its product is annotated as retinol dehydrogenase 7-like. The record is from RefSeq and is a predicted model, not a curated record. Bases 1 to 1179 code for a protein of 392 amino acids. NCBI's taxonomy places the organism in Eukaryota, Metazoa, Chordata, Chondrichthyes, Lamniformes, Lamnidae. The transcript is spliced from 6 exons.
AUGAGAGAUGGGAAACAAAUAGAGGCCUUACCAGUGGUGCCUGGAUCCCUUGCAUCUACCAAAGUAGAAGAUGUUUUUGAGAAUAUUCCCCAGGUCAGUAUCUCUAAGUUGCGCAUCAUUUUUGGCUUCAUCCUGACAACUGUGAAGAAUUCAUUUGGUUAUGAGGAAUGCUGUUCAGAAUUUACUCCAGUGCGGAUCUCAAUUCUAGGAAUCGCCAUCUUCUUCUGCCUUUGCUGGUUAAUUAGAGACAACUUGCAACUCAAGAAUAUCAAGGAGAAAUACAUCUUCAUUACUGGAUGUGACACUGGCUUUGGAAACUUGCUGGCCAAGCAGCUUGAUAAACGAGGGUUUCAUGUAAUUGCUGCAUGUUUCACAGUAAAUGGAGCAGAGGAACUACAGAUAGAUUGUUCAUCUAAACUGAAGACUGUCAGGCUCAAUGUGACCAGCCAAGAUAACAUUCAGAGAGCAUUGGAGUUUGUACAAGCAGAGGUUGGCGAUCAAGGUCUAUGGGGUUUAGUGAACAAUGCUGGAAGAGUAAUUCCAAUAGCACCCACAGAAUGGCUGACUGUGGAAGAUUUUACCAGAAUCUUGGAUGUUAAUCUAGUUGGACUUAUUAAUGUCACCCUUCAUUUCCUUCCACUGGUGAAAAAGGCAAAGGGAAGGAUUGUGAAUGUUGCUAGUGUCAUGGGUCGUAUUUCAUUUGCCGGUGGUGGAUACUGUUUAUCGAAAUCUGGUGUGGAGUCUUUUUCAGACAGUUUAAGGAGGGAUAUGCAGCACUUUGGAAUCAAAGUCAGCAUUAUUGAACCAGGUUUCUUCAAAACAGAAGCUACAAACUUAGAACUUGUUGAGAAAAAUCUCCUACAGCUUUGGGAGAGACUCACUCCUGAGACCAGGGAUCAGUAUGGACCAAAAUAUUUUGAUAAUUACAUUAAAAUACAACGAUUUUCAAUGCUCUCACUGUGUUCUACUGACCUUGCGAAAGUGACUAACUGCAUGGACCAUGCUCUGACAGCCAAGUAUCCGCGGACACGUUACAGUGCUGGAUGGGAUGCUAAGCUUUUCUGGAUUCCCAUCUCCUAUGCACCAUCAUUUCUAGCAGACUGCAUGCUACGUUUGUUGUUACCUACCCCUGUAUACAGUUUGAGAAAAUCAAAAUCCAGAAACAUAGUUGAUGUAUAA